AAAAAAGCUCUUCCUUUAGCUGGCUUGCUAAUGUUCCCCGAUAUGCAGCUUGCACCAGGGAGAUUUGUAUGUGUGAAUCUAAAUAUAAACCAAGACCACCCAUUUCAGAAGAGUAAGCACUGAAUCCCUUAUUCUCUUGGCGUUCAAGAUCGCGGAGUAGUUGGUGAGGGUCGGAGAAAACAUUAGUACAGCCUAUGCAAAUAGUUUUGAAUUGAUUACAGCAAAAUUAAACGUUGCCAAGCUACGCGUUCGGAUCACACGAGGAGUAUGGAGAAGAAUUCAGUUGGUUCCUCAGCUGCCAACCACACAGGAAACCUGAAAGGUCACAACGUGCUCCCACCCACUGGAACAGAAGAGAAGCCUGUGAGGAGGAGACCCCCACGUUCACUCCAGCUGAACAUCAAGAGAUUUGAGGAGCAGGCAGUUGAAGAGAAACCGGCCGUUUCCCCCCGGGUGCUGACAGUGAAGUCCAGGAGCUCCCCCCUCAUCGAAAAACUGCAGGCUAAUCUUGCAUUGACCCCUACAGCCCUGCUUCACUCCCCCAAGAGCCCCGAGGUGAACCACCCACCCUCCCCUUUCUCCCCGGGCCCCGCACACAGCCCCCUGCCUCCCCCCAGCCCUGCCCUGGUCAGUGCGGAACAGGCCCCCAUCAGCUUUGAGGAACCCCCCGAAGGGGCUGUGCUGCCCAGCAUCAACAAGGGCCGAGCGCGGCUAUCACUCAAACGUCGGCCGCCCACGAGGCAACACAGGAAGUCGUGCGGCGAGGAGGAGGGGGCCGCGGGGGGGGCAGACGGCCUGCCGCGCAGCGAGGGAGACCAGGACGCGGGCGAGAGCGCGGGCAGGGAGGACGAGGCGCUCGGGGCCAGGAAGCCCUCCGGGAGUGACGCCGGAGGAGAGCGGCCCGCUGGGGCGCCCGGAGCAGAUGAGGACAGACAGGAAACGGCGCCUCUCACACAGGAAGUGAGGUCGACUGGAGAUAAGGCUGCUGCAGAGCCCGAGGGGGCGGGGCUACCCGGGGAGCCGUGUGCAGGGGACAGGGCCAGAGCCAAUCAGAGAGAUGGGGCGGAGUCUCAGCCCCAGGAGGAGGAAGAGAAGGAGGGAGAGAGUGCGAUUGGCCCAGAUGAAGUAACGAUCGAAUUCUCGGUCAAAUGAUUCUCCGUAGAGAGAUUUGGCUUUAUCACGGUGCGAAGUGAAGAACGCCCCAACUCCUCCACGUUGCUGAGAUGUAUGUUUGGACUUUUUCUUUUUUUUCUAUAAAGGCAUAACAACCAUCAAAUAAUUCAGAAUGAAGGCAUUCCUAAUGUAUGCACCCAAGAGAUGACCAGCGACGCUGCAAACGGUCUCCGGCUCAUCAUCUUAUUCCUGUCUGGGGUUCAUAUAUAAUUUUGUAUGUUGCUAAGUGUAUACUGUAAUCUAUCCGUUGUCCCUUUGAAUCUAAUCCCAGAUAAAAGAUAAUUUAAUAAAAUCCUUCACACUGAA
Molecule: messenger RNA, 1479 nt
Organism: Conger conger (European conger)
Lineage: Eukaryota; Metazoa; Chordata; Actinopteri; Anguilliformes; Congridae
Exons: 6
Coding region: 268-1152 (294 amino acids)
Source: RefSeq, a predicted model, not a curated record